ACAAGAAGAAUAUACACAGUCGUAUUCGACGUCUUGCGUCGUAUACGUUACGUACGCAAACGUAGUAUGUUCGUUAAACUUACUUUUAUUGUUAUAAUUGUCGAAACCGCGCAAACCUGUGUUUAAAAUGAGUUGAUUCAUACAAUCAGAUUAUGUUUUUAUUGACAAUUACUAGUUUGUGUUUAAGUUUACGAUGUUUAGGACGUGUGUUGUGCUGGUUAUCGUCUUCGUGAUACAUCUUAGUGCAUCACCUUUAGAUCCUCUCCAUUACACAAAAGGUUUUCAGUUAAACUCGUUUAUACACCACUACGAACCGGCUCGCUACGAUCGAUCUCGUUUGGAUACACAGCAUAGUCGAGUACGAAGAAGUGUAACGCAUAAACAUGAUGUACGUUUGGAAAUCCGCGGACAUGGGAGAACUUUUCGACUACGACUUACACCAGAUCGAGAAGUGUUCGCCGAGGAUGUUUCUUUUGAGUCGACAAAGGGACCACUAAGUUUUGACUCUAAGAUGGUUUAUACUGGAACGUUAGAGGAUGACGAAAAUGCUUCAGUACAUGGUAUUGUAACAAAGGAUGGACUAUUCGACGGAAUGGUAUCGACGGCAUCGGAAGAAUACUACAUAGAACCAAUAAAUAGAUACUUGCCACACAACCAAAGCCAUAAAAGCCCGUCCUUUCAUUCAAUUAUGUAUAAAACGUCGGAUGUAAAAAAUCCUAAUUUAGAAAUGCCAUGUGCCUCGCAUAUCUUAUAUGUAAAUAAUAAUCAAAAUAAGUUAGAUAAAUUAAGUAGACGUAAACGUUGGCUAUUGGAAGGCAACAGCAAGGAUCCUUACGACGAAUUCAGCUUUUGGCAUCCGAGCAAAUCGAAAAAUCCCAUAAGUACGUCCAUCGACAUACAUUCGCCGUUUAAUCAGCCGAUCGACGAGGAGAUGACUACAAGUAACAGGACUUCGUUUGACUUUAAUUUUCGGCACGUUAACAAAAGGGCCACUAUCGAUCCGAAGAAGACAACUUGUAUGCUGUACUUGCAGGCCGAUCAUCAGUUUUUUCAAAAGUAUGGAACGGAGGAGGCUUGUAUAGAGGUUAUGACGAGGCACGUACAGCGAGUCAAUGCUAUCUAUCGUACGACAGAUUUUAAUCAAGAUGGAAAAUUAGAUAACAUAACUUUUAUGAUUAAACGCAUAAAGGUACACACAACUGAAGCGCUGAAAGAUCCUUUGUACAGAUAUCCAAGUAAUUACGGAGUUGAAAAAUUUCUGGAGCUCUUUUCUGGUAAGUGCUUUUUUUCUAUUUACAUUUACUGCGUUUUCAGCAGGCAAUCGCGUUUUGUAAAAUUUCGCCGCACGAAGAAUCAUUAUUAUUCUGGACUGAUAGAGAGGGUCUGCAAUCCAUCCCCUUUGCUAUUUAUGGAGGUUUUAUCAAACAAUGAAAAUCGAAGCGCCGACCAACAGUUUAUAGAUGUUGGACAGGAGGACCUUAUUAGAUGUCCGCUGUCCGACAUACCAUAUGUCAUCACCUUCCAUCAACAUCCUUACAGAUUACGCGGGGUAAUUAACUACAAAACUCCCAUCAUAUCAAACGAUAACGGACAUUAUAUACUGCUAUAUCACCCCAUGGUGUGA
Molecule: messenger RNA, 1624 nt
Organism: Photinus pyralis (common eastern firefly)
Lineage: Eukaryota; Metazoa; Arthropoda; Insecta; Coleoptera; Lampyridae
Product: disintegrin and metalloproteinase domain-containing protein 10-like
Exons: 6
Coding region: 194-1624 (476 amino acids)
Biological process (GO): Notch signaling pathway; membrane protein ectodomain proteolysis
Cellular component (GO): plasma membrane
Molecular function (GO): metalloendopeptidase activity
Source: RefSeq, a predicted model, not a curated record